AUGAUCACACUGCUGACCGCCGCCUACAAGGUACUCUCCAAAAUUCUAUGCCGCCACCUGUCACCAUUUGCAAGUGAGUUCGUGGGGCAAUAUCGGGCGGGAUUUAUGGGUGCCCACGGACAAAAUAUUCGCGAUUCGGACGCGCCACCGAACGAAGUUGACUAUCUACAAGAAGCUGAUUACACCGGUGGUCUUUUACGACCACGAGACCUAGACGUGAAGGACCAGUGGAGUGGCGUUUUCGAACGGAAGGUGUUGCGUACCAUCUACGGUGCAGUGAAAAUGGAUGACGAAACAUGUAGGAGGCGAAUGAACCACGAAUUGCACCAGCUGCUGGGAGAACCAUCCAUCAUCCACACUGAAAAAAUUGGGAAUAAGAAGAAGAGAACGCAGCGGGCAGAGUGGAUCGACCAGGUAGAAGGCGAUCGUGGACGCUUCGUAGACCACGAGGCUGGUUCGAUUCCUAGUGCACCGGAGAACAUAACCGUAACGUUCCUCACGCCGACCUCGGUCCGUGUUUCAUGGCAAACCUCGAUGGAUCCGCACACGAUGCCAGUUGACAAAUAUGACGUCACCUACAAACCAACCGAUGCCAGGGUUGUCGUAGUGGUGGCCGGAAACCGGGAGGCGGUCACACUCGGAGGACUAUCACCCGAUACCCAGUACCAGCUGACGGUAGCGGCGGUCUGGAACGGCAAAAAGUACCGCAGCAGAGCCAUCGUAUUCAGGACGCUGGAGCCACCCAGGACGUCGUUCCAGCAGGACUCUGGUGUGCCAACUGGAAACAGUGGGCCACCAAUAUCGCCACAUGCCGACACUGCACCAUCGCUGAACAGUUUCGGAAUCUUCAGCGAUGAGUUCGGCAACAUCUCAGUUAAUUCAACCGCUCGAGAACUUCCAACGAUACGUGGCGUCGAGAUCGGUAUCGUAGUGUUAGUGUUAAUAGUGUGGGCUGGUGCUAUAGCUUUAUUUUUUAAUCGAUGGGGUAAGAUCCGAAUGUUGCUUCCAUAUCAGCCGGACUACAAACAGGAACAGCUUAAAGUUCCUGGGACGGGCGUCUGUGCCAACGGUCCCUGCAACGGACAGCACUCGCACCAGUGCAUUCCGCGGUGUGACAGCUGUAGCCUUCUGGACCGAUGCUUUCAAUGUCCGAUCCUGUCCCGACCGCACGCUCGAGACUGUGGUUGUCAGUUUGCCCUACUGCAUCGAGUCGAAGUCGACAGCUAGCAUUUGGGGAAUGAUCCUCCGCGUGGGCUUCACCUGAACUCGCAACCAACGACAACGACCACGCUAUCGCAAGAGCAAGAACAGCCACACCCGACCAACAGCAACCAAAGCCAGCAGACUCAACUGCUUCUGCAACGCCAACGCUCCUCCGAACAGGAACUCCUGCAGCCGAAUCAUCGUCCACUAUUGAUAAAAGCAUCCACCAUCAACCGCCAGCCAUUAUGCCAACAGCAGCGACCAUUGUUGUCGCAUUCGACUAGCCUUGGGCACCACUAUCAUCAACCACAGCAACACCAACAUCAUCAUCAUCACCAUCAUCAUUCGCAUCCCCGUCUCAGUCAAAGGAAUCGUCAGAAGCUGUUCUCAGGCAGCCGUGGAUACAAAUCGGUCUGCAGCGGUAGUGGGUCCCAGCAUGCCUGCGCAGGUCAAAGCAGAUGCUCGAAGGAUCACGACGAAGACAUUGAAGCCUGUCGUCCUACGAAAAAGGGCUACGGAAAGUUACUUGCAAAGCAGCAGCCUUUUCAUCCGUGGCCGGAGGAACCUUCUUCAGUCAUUUCGGAACGAUGCACAAGAGCCCGAAUCAACUCGGCGAUAUUCGUCUCGUCCGAGGGCAGAGGAUUCGACUCGAUCGAAUUCAUCCGGCGGUACGGCUCGCAGUCGGUCCUGUGCCGGAAGGCGCGCAGUGCCGAGAAUGUGUCGGCCACCGAACGGCAGCGUCGGUUCUCCGCAUAUCCCGAGUGGGAAUCCGAAGAGAGCAAACAGCAUAAUAACCCGAUGAAUGGUUAUAGCAACUUCAAUAGUAAUAGUUGCAAUGAUCCCCACCAGGACUCGAUCGAACUGGUGGAAUGCCACAGAGAACCUAAUCCCACGUCGUACGUGAGCACUAGCAGCAAUCCGAAAGCCAGUAGCAGCAGUAGUGACAACGCCAACAGCAGACCAACGCCAAAGCUAGCGAAUUUACCGACAUUGUCGGUAUCCGGGCCAUCGCCACCACACGAGGAGGAAUUUUUCCAAAGUCCAUCCUCACUCGCGGACAGUACCGAGACGGAGCGCUACUGAAACGAGAGGAUCUGCUAUCCCGGACAGGACCACUCGUUUCAGAUAACGAUCCACGCUGAUAAAAAAAACGCUAUUCGUUCGCGUGAAAAUUGCUUUAUUGAUUCCUGCACUCGGCUGGGACAUCUCUGGCCCAGGUAUGCCUCUCAACAAGGACACACCAAUAACCACAGAACAGCGUAAAACCCAACUACGAACAAGGGAACGCUUCCUCCCACAACACCACUACACAGUGACCACCAUCUUUGUUCAGGGAGAAAAAGCUCUUCAGCCACCCAAUUACAUCGGCAGUCCCUAAAAGUUGAUCCCUGUUUGCUCAAACCAAAGUCGAUUAGCCUUUGAAAUGGUAAUGAUUCUACACCACAAAUUUGGUGACGACGACAACGAUGAUGAUGACGAUGAUAAUGUUGAUGGUAAUUGUGCCCCAUAAUUGGGCCGGAUUUUACGGUCCAAAAGUUAUCUCGAUUUCACUUUGACUGGCGUUCUUGUGUAAGCUGAUGUUUUGUGUGGUUCAUUUAUGGGUAAAUACAGAGAGACCGUGGGUAUUGGAAUUUGAUAUUUUGAGUAUUCUUUUAGAUGUACGAACAGUAUCGCAUAGGAUCACACCAAAAUAGAGACUUGAAGAAAUGGAGCAACGCAAGAAUGUUAAACAAUAAUCAUGGUGAUAGAUAUUCCCUGUCUCGGAAUCCGGCUCAUCAACCGGCGCACAUCAUCCUCUGCCACCGUCUUGAAAAUUAUAAUAAUGCCAUGAUGAUUUCAUCUGGUUGAUGUUUUUUCUCUUCAUCUGCAGAUUCCCUUUCACGAAUGUUCAAAAUCUCUCAAUCGGAGAGAGCUGGGGACAACAUAAUGAAAUGUCAGCACACAAGAUUUGGCCCUCAAGAUAAAAGCUUUAAUCUUCGGUUCAUCCCAGGAAAUCCCGGGAUCUUGAUUUAAAUCCUUCUUCGAAGCUUUACAGUCUGUAUGACUCAUUCCAGAAGGUUAUAGACGUUGGGAUGCUACGUUAUUGACGUCUGAAGGCAGUGAUUUCUUAAUUUUAUUUAUUUAUUAUCAUUAUUCAUCUGACAAAUUGUAGUCUCAAUGAA
This is a messenger RNA of Ochlerotatus camptorhynchus, 3365 nucleotides long. RefSeq lists its product as uncharacterized. The transcript is spliced from 12 exons. The record is from RefSeq and is a predicted model, not a curated record. Lineage: Eukaryota; Metazoa; Arthropoda; Insecta; Diptera; Culicidae. Gene Ontology annotation, molecular function: protein binding.